Thalassophryne amazonica is the source of this 670-nucleotide messenger RNA. Its product is annotated as OCIA domain-containing protein 1-like. Gene Ontology annotation, cellular component: endosome. The coding region runs from base 1 to 426 and encodes 141 amino acids. The transcript has 4 exons. NCBI's taxonomy places the organism in Eukaryota, Metazoa, Chordata, Actinopteri, Batrachoidiformes, Batrachoididae. The record is from RefSeq and is a predicted model, not a curated record.
AUGAAUGUUUGUUCCUCCAGUUGCUUGUUUUGUUGGUACCUGGCUGGCAAGAUUUCAUACACAAAGACAUGUCAGGAAAAGCUGAAGCGGUUGGAGAAUUCCCCUAUUGCUGAGGCGCUCCGAAUGAGGACAGGACAGUAUCCCUCAUCUUUCCAAAGGUCUCAGUCAGAGCCAAGCAGCUCAGACAGCCAGUCAGGCGAGUUGGUGUUUCAGCCAACAGAAUCACAAAGCCAAACACCAGAUCUCUCCAGGGAUUAUGGAUACGGGUACAAUGACGAGUCACCGAUGCAGAUUGAGAGACCAGAUGACUUCAGCGGUCCAGCUUCUUACCCACCGUAUGUUGAAGAGGAGGUGCCCAAAAAGAAGACCAUCCUUUAUGAGGACCUUCGGCAGAAGAACCGAGAGAACUACGAGGGUGAUCCUUAACCAGAGGGCUGACACACACCUCAGAACCCUGCCUGAGAAAGUCUCAGAAAGACCUAAGAAAGAAGAGAAGAAGAAUAUCUACGGAGACGCGUGGGAGGAGUGAUUGUGGCUAACCUUAAGGUUGUAUUACUGAUGCUUCAGGAAGCUGUAGACAACUCUGUGCUGAUUUAGCCUCAAGUUAUCAACAGGAAAUUGUAAUGGUCUGUGUGAGUGAGUUAAUAAAACUUUGUUGUGGUUUUCUGUG